GUUCUUUCUUUCGCGUAUUCGCGAACAAACGUGCGAGAGGAGCUAGCCAAGGGCAAGGGACACAGUUACAGCUCAGCCUCAGUACAGGCGAGAUUGUAGUAUAAAGUGCUGUUUUUUAGUUUUUCCGUGUAUUUGUGUGAUUGAUCAAGAUGUCUUACUGCAAGUUUAAAGCCUUCCGACUUCGUGAUGUCUCUAACAGAUUGCAGUGCUGUUCAUGGAGGAAUUUAUUUGUCGCUGAUCAUCCGACAAAAUCAUUAAUCCAUCGAACCACUCUUGUCCGCCACGCCAGCGGAGUCGGCGUGAACGUGAGGACCUCUCCGCUGUUUGCAGGAAGAAUGAAACAUGACACGAAAUCUCAUAUUUCAAGACGUUUAACGAGCCAAACUAGGACAAAUUUUUUCAGUGGACAUUUAACAAGUCUUGGUGCACUUGAGCCGAAUAUAAAGCAGAAUGAAAAUUCUGUGUGUCCUUCCACUUCCAGAUCAAGUAGAGUUUUAUCGAGAUCGAUUUGGAAAUGGAAUGGUGAGAGGGGGAACAAUGGAUUGGGAGGAGGAAGAUCUGGGAAUGGAAAUGGGGAGGCAUCCAGUGGAGAGGGCUCCGAUGGAGACAAUGGAAGCCCUGCAGGAGGAGAUGGAGCAGAAGAUGGAGGGGAGUACCCACCUCCUCCACCAAUCGUCUCCUUGACUCCGAUGACGAUCCCAGAAGACCUUUCUCCAGUGCCACUGAUUGCUGUCCCGAGAAAUCCAGUCUUUCCUAAAUUUAUCAAAAUAAUUGAGGUGACAAAUAAACCUCUGAUGGAAAUAUUGAGGAGAAAGUUAAGAUUAGCUCAACCCUAUGCAGGAGUUUUUCUGAGAAAAGAUGACAAAGACGAGACAGAGAUUAUUCCCGAUCUGGACUCGGUUUAUGGUGUCGGAACGUUUGUACAGAUUCAUGAGAUGCAAGACCUUGGGGAUCGUCUUCGUUUAGUGCUCAUGGGCCAUCGUAGGAUUAAGAUACUUGGUGUGGCAGAGGAGGUUCAGGAGGCCGCCCCGAAGGCCGCUCCGGAAGCCGCCCCAGGAGUGGAUGGUGAGACUCAAGUUGACAAGGCACAGCCAUUGGAUGAAACCGUUACAGCUUCUGAGGAGGAAGAGCAGACUGAGUUACACCUUGACCAAGUACUCAUGGUUGAGGUGGAGAACGUGAAGCAUCAGACGUUCAAGACAACAGAGGAAGUCAAGGCCCUAACAGCUGAGGUAGUGAAAACCAUACGUGACAUCAUUGCAUUGAAUCCUCUCUACAGGGAAUCUGUCGCCCAGAUGAUCCAAGCCGGUCAGAGAGUUAUAGACAAUCCAGUGUAUUUGAGUGAUCUUGGAGCUGCACUGACUGGAGCUGAGCCAGAAGACCUGCAAGAAGUUCUUGAGGAAACUGAUAUUCCAAAACGUCUUCUUCUAGCUCUCAAUCUUCUGAAGAAGGAAUAUGAACUAAGCAAGCUACAGCAAAGACUAGGCAAAGAGGUGGAAGACAAAGUGAAAUCAGCUCAUAGGAAAUACAUGUUGCAAGAACAACUGAAGAUUAUUAAGAAAGAACUUGGUCUGGAGAAGGAUGACAAGGACGCUAUUGAGGAGAAAUUCAGGGAAAGGUUAAAGGAAAAGACAGUACCUAAAGUUGUGAUGGAUGUGAUUGAAGAGGAAAUGAAUAAACUUUCUUUCUUGGAUAAUCAUUCGUCUGAAUUCAGUGUAACAAGGAACUACUUGGAUUGGUUAACCACGUUGCCAUGGGGACUGUUCAGUGAGGAGAAUGUGGAUCUAAAGAGAGCAAGGGAAGUUCUGGAGGAGGACCAUUAUGGGAUGGAUGAUGUAAAGAAUAGGAUACUGGAAUUUGUAGCCGUAAGUCAACUGAAGAAGUCAACGCAAGGGAAGAUCUUGUGUUUCUAUGGACCCCCUGGUGUAGGCAAGACUAGUAUAGCCAAGUCAAUAGCAAGAGCACUCAACAGAGAAUAUUUCAGAUUUAGUGUUGGAGGAAUGACAGAUGUUGCUGAAAUCAAAGGUCAUAGGCGGACCUACGUUGGAGCUAUGCCUGGAAAGGUCAUCCAAUGUCUAAAGAAGGUCAAAACUGAAAACCCUCUGAUUCUUAUUGAUGAGGUAGAUAAGAUUGGUCGUGGCUUCCAGGGUGACCCAUCCUCUGCACUGCUUGAGUUGCUUGACCCGGAACAGAAUUCAAACUUCUUAGAUCACUACUUAGAUGUUCCUGUAGAUAUGUCAAAGGUGCUUUUUAUUUGCACUGCCAACGUGACAGAUACCAUACCAGAGCCUCUCCGAGACAGGAUGGAGAUGAUUGAUGUAUCUGGAUAUGUUGCUCAAGAAAAAGUGGCCAUUGCAGAGAGAUACCUUGUACCCAUGGCAAGGGACCAUACUGGAAUAGAGGAUCAGGUUACCAUCGAUACUGACGCCAUGAAUCAACUUAUCAAGGCUUAUUGCAGAGAAAGUGGAGUCAGGAAUCUGCAGAAACACAUUGAAAAGAUCUACCGUAAGGCUGCAUACAAGAUGGUCCAUGAUUCUGCAGACUCCAUCCAUGUAACCACUGAAAACCUUCAUGACUUUGUCGGCAAGCCUCUGUUCACCAGUGAUAGGAUGUAUGAGAAGACACCAGUCGGAGUUGUCAUGGGUCUCGCCUGGACGUCAAUGGGUGGGUCAACACUCUACAUUGAAACCUGCCUCUCUCGGAGCCCUAAUCCUGACUCAAAAGACGUCACCGGGUCCAUGCAACUGACUGGUAACCUAGGCAACGUGAUGAAAGAGAGUGCAGAGAUCGCUUACACUUUCGCCAAGUCGUUCCUUCUUGAUCAGCCACCAAUAGAGGGCGGGAUACCGUUGCAGUCUUCUCAAGUCCAUCUUCACGUUCCAGAGGGUGCCACACCCAAGGAUGGUCCAAGCGCUGGCUGCACCAUAGUAUCAGCUCUCCUCUCAUUGGCUAUGGGUCGACCAAUCAGACAGAACGUUGCUAUGACGGGGGAGGUCUCACUGACGGGCAAGGUUCUACCUGUUGGAGGCAUCAAAGAAAAGACUAUAGCUGCCAAGCGAGCUGGGGUAGAUUGCAUCAUUUUGCCAGCUGAAAACAGGAAGGACUUCUCUGAUUUACCAAGCUUCAUCACCGAAGGUCUGGAGGUCCAUUUUGUUGAGCAUUACCGUGACGUCUUUAGCAUCGUCUUUCCAUGAAGAUGAAGAAUAUUUGAAAACUUUUCAAGACAAAAUGAAUUCGUACACUUGUUUUCCUCAGCGUAAGUCCAUGCAAUCUUCGCCCUGUAUUGAACACGAAGGGAGAAAAUCAUCUUUACUGAGGAGUAGAGGUCUAUUUUGUUGAGCAUUACAGUGAUGUCUACAAAACUGCUUGACAGGAGAAGUAUUUGACUCCUAAGAAACUCUAAGAAACUCUUCAGGACAGUUAACGCAAUAUGCACCAAUACAAAAGCAAGUGUAAAUUUGUAAACUUCACUACAUAUAGAAAAUGAAAGAAGGUCAUCGUCAUCACCGAUGGUCUUCAACUUUGUCUUUCCAGGAAAACGUAUGUCUUAAAAAAUCUUCUAGACCGUUCAAGUGAUGCACUCUCGUGCAUCUGAUAUUCUGUACAACCUUCACUACACAAAUAAAAUAAAAGAAGAACAUCAUCUUUGUCAAAGGCCUGGGGCUCCAUUUUGUCAUUCAUUUUCUGGAAUGUCUUAAAAAUUGUCUUUCCAGGAAAUCAUUAUCUAAAAAUCUUCAAUACAUAUGAUCAAGCAAUACACACUAGUGCAACCAGUGUAUAUCUGUGCAAAUUUCAUGAGGUACAGGACAUGGACAAAGAUCUUCAUCUUCACUGGAAGCUGUAAGGUCUACUUUGUUAAGCAUUACUUACUAUUGUGUUUUCAAAAUUGUGUUUACACGGAAUGCACUCUGAUGCAGCUUAGUGUCAGUCUGUAAACUCUUCACUACUUAUUUCAUAUUUCUUACAGCAUCCAGAGAAUAUCAUGUUCUUUGAGUCUUUGCUAUCUGAUUUCAAUUAUGUGUUAUCUUGUAUGGGUUGUUUUCAAUUGGAGAUAUGUAGUAUAUCAAACAAUAUGAUUUCAUACUACUUGUUUUGUGUUUCUAUUUUAUUUUUACAUUGAUUGGACAUACUGCUUGCAAUCAUGAUCAUGCAUUUCAUUACAAGGUUUAUGGGAAUUUUUUUUUUUUCAUUCUACAAUGGUAAAUGGUGGAGCUAGGAUGUUGAAAUAGUGAGGGUGCAGAUAUUUCUUAGAUUUAGCUCUAUUAAUAUAUGAUCAAGGGACAAUUCUCAAAAUGUAGAGUGGGACAUGCACCCUUUGAGCCCCCGCCUAGAUCCGUCAUGUAAAUGAUAUACUUGCCAGUUCCCUCACUUUAGAUCAUUUAGGGGCAGGGUCUGUUUUUCUAAAAUGAAAUUGACCGUCCUCUUUUUUCUUUCUUUUUUUAAAAUGAAUAUCUGCUCAAUUAUGAUUAAUAACUGACUUUGUUAUCUCUCCAUGUUCAAUAUAUGUCAUGGUACUCAUUGUUUUGUAACAUCGCAUUUGUUGAAUCUACAAGUAAUCUACAAUUAUUUUGUAACCCAUUUGUAUGGAACUAUUUAAAAUAAAUAUUUCUUUUCACAAUUGAUAUUACCUUAUACAGGUAUCUCAAGUUUGAUGUAAAGAAACAGCAUAUUAUCUUUAUAUUUGAUAAAGGAAACACAUUGUCAUGUUAGAAAGAUGUUCAAAAUUUUGCUAUUAGAAGAAUAUUGGGAGAUAAGUUUAACUUUAAGCUUAAUAUGAAAUAAAACUUAUUAAAAUGGUUUCUGUAUCGAAUGUCAUGAGUGUAUAAAAUUACAAUAAACUGGCUAUG
Lytechinus variegatus (green sea urchin) is the source of this 4847-nucleotide messenger RNA. It is a transcript of the gene lonp1, whose product is annotated as lon protease homolog, mitochondrial-like. Gene Ontology annotation, molecular function: ATP binding; single-stranded DNA binding; ATP hydrolysis activity. The transcript has 21 exons. Gene Ontology annotation, cellular component: mitochondrial matrix. Gene Ontology annotation, biological process: protein catabolic process; chaperone-mediated protein complex assembly; mitochondrion organization. The record is from RefSeq and is a predicted model, not a curated record. Bases 150 to 3194 code for a protein of 1014 amino acids. NCBI's taxonomy places the organism in Eukaryota, Metazoa, Echinodermata, Echinoidea, Temnopleuroida, Toxopneustidae.